GGUAGUGGCACUAGCUCCAAUCCAAAUCCAAGUACCCACGAAAGUGGGAAUGCUACAGCCAGUCCUGUGGCUACAACACAUUCUUUUCAUCAAAAUCAAGCACAUUUUGAACGAGUUACACAUUCCAUGGAAGGAGAUCAUGCAAAUUUCACACCUACUGAACAAGCUACAGAUUCUGUUGAAACCACAGUGGAGUAGAAUCUUUAUUCAGGACAUGAAGGUAUAACCGAUUUUUGUGUAGAUGACAUACAAGGUGAUCCAGGACUUCACAUUCCAAUAGAUAUAUUUAGCCCAAAUAUUGGAGUGGAUGUUAGAUUUACUUACCUAGGGAUGGUUCCAACUCAACCAAUUGAUCACAAUUUUCCACCAAAUAAAGAUGAAAGGCGCUUUCGGCCAGCAUGGUAUAAGGACUUUGAUUGGUUGGAACAUAGUGUAGAAAAGGAAAAGGCUUACUCUUUGAUUGUUUUCUCAUUAAGCAUGAUUGAAUGGAUGAUCAGUAUGGUUAUGAGGUUUUCUCCAAAUCAGGGUAUGACAAUCGGAAAAAAUGCAGUUGUAACAUUUCGUAAACAUGUUAGUGGACCAACUAGCAUCCACAAUAUUUCAAGGACAACAUGUGAUGAUUUCAAAACUCAAAAAGCAAGUUUGAAAAGUAAAGUAACAACGUAGACGAAAGGUUCACUCGAGAAAUAUGAAACUCGUGUGGACACAUCUUUGGGCAUUGUAAGUUACCUGGCAUUACAAGGUGAACCAUUUCGUGGACAUGAUGAAUCCACUACUUCUUUGAACAAGGGAAAAAAAUUAGAGUUACUUGAUUGGGUCAAAGAAAGGAAUCCAGAAGUGAAGGUUGCAUUUGUUGAUAUAUGUCCUAAAAAUGCCAAAAUGACUUCUGAAAUCAUUCAAAAAGCAUUUGCUAAGCAUUGUGCAAUGGAGGUCACCAAAGCAAUCAAAGAAGAGAUGUAUGGUUGCCUGUUCUCUGUUCUUAUUGAUGAGUGUCGUGGUAUUUCAGAGAAAGAACAAAUGGCCAUGGUUGUGAGGUUCGGGUGCAAGUUUUUGAGCAAAAAAGGAGACAUGGAAAGGUUUUUGGGCAUUAAGCACGUCCCAGACACAACAUCAGCAUAUUUGAAGAAGGCACUAUUGGAGGUUUUUGCUAAAUAUGGUCUGCUUGUUGCAAGAAUACGAGGGCAAGUGUAUGAUGGUGCAUCUAAGAUGAGACGAGAAUUUAAUGGCCUUCAAAAGUUAAUUAGUGAUGAGAACCCACAUGCUUUCUAUAUUCAGUGCUUAGCUCGCCAACUUAAGUUGAUAGUUGUUGCAGUUUCGAGAUGUUGCAAGGGUGUUGAGGAUUUGUUUCGACUAUGUGACCAUGAUUGUCAAUCUCAGCAAUUUUUAGCAAGAGAAUUAUUCUAUCAGGAACUAUAUAAGUGUCAAUAG
Molecule: messenger RNA, 1428 nt
Organism: Hordeum vulgare subsp. vulgare (domesticated barley)
Lineage: Eukaryota; Viridiplantae; Streptophyta; Magnoliopsida; Poales; Poaceae
Product: zinc finger MYM-type protein 1-like
Exons: 2
Coding region: 880-1428 (182 amino acids)
Source: RefSeq, a predicted model, not a curated record